AUGCCUGGUGGCCCUGCAAAGCUACGAAUUACGGGAAUUGAGAUUCCUCAGCCAGGAUUUAGACCUGCAGAAUGGGUGGAGGAAACAGGACGGCGUUUAGAAAAAUACUGCAAGAAGUUUAAUGUUCCAUUUGAAUACAAUUGCAUUGCACAGAAAUGGGACACUAUCCGGCUCGAGGAUCUACAGAUAGACAGGAAUGAAAUAACUUUUGUUAGCUGUUUGUACAGACUGAAAAAUUUGCCUGAUGAAACUGUGGCAGUGAAUUGUCCAAGAGAAGCUGUGUUGAAGUUGGUCAGGAAGAUUAAUCCAAAAAUCUUCUUCCAUGGAGUUGUAAAUGGAAGUUAUAGUGCACCGUUUUUCCUGACUCGGUUUAGGGAAGCACUCUACCACUUCUCAUCGUUGUUUGAUAUGUUUGAGGCUAACGUGCCUCGCGAAGACACGCAAAGGUUGACGCUUGAGAAAGGGUUGUUUGGGAGGGAUGCUAUAAAUGUAAUAGCUUGUGAGGGUGCAGAGAGAGUUGAAAGGCCUGAGACCUACAAGCAAUGGCAGAUCAGGAACAGGAGAGCUGGAUUCAAGCAAAUCAGGUUGGAUACUAAAUUAGUGAAUGAAACCAAAGCAAUGUUGAAGAGGGAAUACCAUAAAGAUUUUGUGGUUGAUGAGGAUGGCAAGUGGGUUUUGCAGGGAUGGAAAGGGCGUAUUUUGAAUGCUUUUUCUGCUUGGGUUCCUGCUUAA
Molecule: messenger RNA, 732 nt
Organism: Vicia faba (fava bean)
Lineage: Eukaryota; Viridiplantae; Streptophyta; Magnoliopsida; Fabales; Fabaceae
Source: the annotation of a GenBank genome assembly